Branchiostoma floridae (Florida lancelet) is the source of this 765-nucleotide messenger RNA. RefSeq lists its product as uncharacterized. NCBI's taxonomy places the organism in Eukaryota, Metazoa, Chordata, Leptocardii, Amphioxiformes, Branchiostomatidae. The transcript is spliced from 2 exons. The coding region runs from base 100 to 432 and encodes 110 amino acids. The record is from RefSeq and is a predicted model, not a curated record.
CCUCCCCCAAACAUGAUAACGGCUCGUCCCUCCGCAUAGUUCCGCGUCGUCUCGCCCAAGUACAGACCUGUUCUGCUCUGAGAGCCACGCGACGCAAAGAUGAGACCGUCCAGCGGAGUCCUGUACCUGCUCCUAGCGCUAAACAUGGCCAGUACCGCGCCCGUCCCCCCGCUAGCCAGACGGUCUAUUCGCAUUGAAGUUCACUACGUGGACGUUAACGGGGACCAACGGGAUGCAAACCAGGCAGUCGACACGUUCUACAACAGUAUCAACGCCUUGAUUAACGGUGACGUUCCCACAACUACAGAUGAGGCAGUUCUACGCACUGACAUGACCGGAAGCGGAAAUGACGACACCGCAGACGUCACCUCUCCAGGUCCCGGUGAUGCUGACCCUGGAGGAGCAUCUACCAACUCCGUGACCUUGCCAUGAAGCUCAAGUAGGACCCGGCCAAGGUCAUCGGGCCAGACCAGUGAGGAUCUUAGAGGGGUGUGUUAUGGUUGAAGACGUAUUUCUCGACAUAGGUCGGUUAGCAAGUUUAAAAUCAUUAGCCUAGAGUUACAAUGGCUGAAUUAGUUGUAGGGUCUUUCUUUAAAUCAGGUGUGGACUUUUAGGUCUACUUUUGAUCUUUUACCACUUUGUGCCUUUGUAGGAAUGUAAAACAGUUCGCUUAAACAUUCCAGUAAAAAUGGACUUAUGCAAACAGUUGGCAAUAAUAGCAAAGUCAGCCUAUUGAUAUGAUCAAUCCCAUUUGUACGAACGUAC